AAAUGUAUUAUGCCAUUAUAUUAAUAAAAAUUCAAAUUAAAAAUACAUUAAAAACAACGUGAAAAUAGAGAAUCUUUGAUUAUAUAAUGAAAUUUACAUUGAAAUAGGAAUUAAUAAUCUCUAUCCAUUGUAAAAUAUCAUUUGGCACAAAUGACUUUUUUUUCAGCAUUACCUAUCUCCUGCUUAUCUAAAAAGAUGGAAAAUAUCACUUCGUACCUUUAAUAUAGGGUAUAAAUGUUGUAGAAACUGAAUUAGUAUGAUUUAUUUUCAGGUGAAAAAUGAGAUAACUACCAUGAGUGAGUCUGAUGACUUCACUCUGUCAUCUGAAAUAACCUGUGGAGGAUGGGAGCUGUCUGGUCCGGACUGUGAUGACAUCUUGGUGUUACUCAAGCAACUUAGACUGAAGUACAAUGAUCCUGGUAGGAUAUUGAAAAUCCAAGAUACACUUCAUGCAUAUAAAAAAGUAUUAAAACUUAAAUGUAGCCACUAUGAAGCCCUGAAAGAAAAAACUGAACACAUGAGAAAAAAUAUUAGUAUACUACACAAAGAGCUAUCAGAAGAAGAGCAUGCAAAAGUAGAACAGGAACAGGAACUCCGCAAUUUGAGGCUUUACAGGAACGAAAUGAUACCCUGAGAAAGCUUUCUGAAGAACAAAGUGCCAGAAUAUUACAAGAUGAAAUUCUGGAAAAUCAUCUUUCCAAGCAAAAGGAAAUGGAGAUAUCAAAAGCUAAAAUGAGUUCUGAGAUAGAACUGGGAUGUGUGCCAAAUUCUAGCCACUGAAAGCUCUCCAUAAAGCUUUCCUAAAGCAGCCCACCGUGACCUCUUGCUGUGAAUGGUUUGGGAUUGACGUGGGAGCCUUGACUUCAAGUAGUCUGGUAUUUUUCUUUUCAGAUUGGAAAGCUUAAUCAUGCACAGUGAGAGCUGUAUCAGUUUCCAACUUCCUAAUCCAGGAGGUAUCAUUUGCCUUAUGCACCAAGAUGACGGACCACCAUUGAAUUCUAAUAUAAAUAAGUUAUAAGUUAUUAGGAGCAGAGGAAAUACUGUUGGGCAGAAGUGGAGAAAGUUCCAUGAAAGUUAGGGGAUAUAUUCUGGUUUUCUGUGGCCUCUCUUUCCUUAUUAGUGGCAGAAAGAAUGACUCAAUGUUAAAUUGUAGAGAAUAACCCUUCCAGUCUUAUGCUACCUGUAGAAAAGUUCAAAUAUUAUAAGAGCACAAUUAUUAUUAUUAUUAUUAUUCCACAAUAACCCUAAGGCUAGUAGAACCCUGCUCACAUUGGACUGUUUAAUUUUAUCUCCCAAUACUUUGGUGAGGGAGUUAAUGCAAUUAUUUCCACUUAACAAUGACAAAACUAAAACAUAACAAAGUUAACUUGCUCAACCUCACUGCUGGGUCAAGAAUUCAGACCUGACAUGCAGGCCAUUUUGAACAAACUGCCUGUCAUACUUUUCUAUAACACGUCUAUUUGUCACUUAAAGCACUGUGUUAUUAACAUCUGCAAUAUAGCUGUGAUCAUUUAUCUUCUUGAGGUUUGCAAAUCAUCCUUGAUGAGAUGAUGCUAGGAAUAUAAAAUAUAAAUUCUUACUAUAUGGGACUGUCACUUUCCCUCCUUUCAUCAAUAUUGUAAAUAUGAGUGUCUGAAAAAACAUAAUUUUAAAUGAAAAUAUGCUGCAGUCCCAUAGCCAUAAUAUGUAUAUACAUAUACAUAUACAUAUAUAUGUAUCAUGAUCAAU
Molecule: messenger RNA, 1728 nt
Organism: Perognathus longimembris pacificus (Pacific pocket mouse)
Lineage: Eukaryota; Metazoa; Chordata; Mammalia; Rodentia; Heteromyidae
Product: coiled-coil domain-containing protein 144B-like
Exons: 4
Coding region: 257-634 (125 amino acids)
Source: RefSeq, a predicted model, not a curated record